Molecule: messenger RNA, 2087 nt
Organism: Cryptomeria japonica (Japanese cedar)
Lineage: Eukaryota; Viridiplantae; Streptophyta; Pinopsida; Cupressales; Cupressaceae
Exons: 1
Coding region: 427-1848 (473 amino acids)
Biological process (GO): spliceosomal complex assembly; protein phosphorylation; regulation of mRNA processing
Molecular function (GO): protein kinase activity; ATP binding
Source: RefSeq, a predicted model, not a curated record
GGAAAUCUUGUCUGUAGGCAUUGUAUAUACGUUACCAGUCAUAUUUAAAAGUUGAUCAAUAAUAGGUAGAAUCUUACAAUAAUAGGCCGAAUCUUACACCAAAUCUAUAUUGGGUUCGAUACUGGAUUUUUUUAAGAAAAACUGAAAAAAAAGAAAAGAAAGAAAACCGCGGUACAACGGUAAAAUUUGCUGUAACUCGCUGAAAAAUAUAAUGCCUUGGCUGAGCCAAUUCUUGUCUAUGGGCGGUGAGAAAGAGUGAAGAAAGAGUUCUUGUCUGUAGGCAUUGCAUAAGUUUUGGCACCUAUUUCUCAUUUACUUCUAUUUGGAGAAGAAAGAAAAUGAUCUGACAGGUACCGUUAUCAUUUACCCAAGCAUACCCAUUUGGAGGAGGAGGAAAAAAGUAGAAGAAAGAGAAAAGAGUUGGGAAUGGACAAGAGCACAACAGAGGAGGAGGGCUUUGGAAAUUACAGUGGAGGAUACUACAGUGUUGAAAUAGGUGAAUCCUUCAAUAGAGGGCGUUAUGUGGUUCAAUCCAAGCUGGGUUGGGGCACUUUCUCCACUGUUUGGCUUGCCUGGGACACCCAACUCAACAGAUAUGUGGCGCUCAAGAUAACAAAGGGCACAGCUCGUUUUAGAGAAUAUGCCAAUCGUGAGAUUAGAUUCCUCAAAGCAAUAGCCAAAGGUGAUCCAGAGGACAAUGAGUGUGUUGUCAAAUUGCUUGAUAAUUUCAUACACAGUGGACCAAAUGGGCAUCAUGUUUGCUUGGUUCUUGAGCUUUUAGGAGACGAUUUAAGGACUCUUCUGAAGCAUUAUAAUGGGAAGGGCAUUCCAUUGCACAUGGUAAAAGAAAUUUGCUUUCAUGUCUUAAGAGGACUUGACUAUUUGCAUAGGCGACUUUCAAUCAUUCACACAGAUCUCAAACCAGAAAACAUUCUCUUGCUAUCCACCAUUGACCCAAAAAAAUAUCCCAAGAAGAUUGGUAUCCCACUUAAGAAAGAUAAAUCCGCCAUUGCUGCAAGCUCUUCUUCUGUAUCAAGUAUUUGCAUGACAGGAAAUCAGCAGACAAGAUUGAAAGAGAAGGGCAUAUUAGUAGACCAAGAUUGUGGGAAAGCAGCAAAUGAUGAAGAUGAGAAGUUGGGUGUAGAAGCCCAAGGUGUGAAAAAAAAGACAUGGGGCAAUUUCAAGAGCUUGUAUGAUGCCUUGGAUGGAAAACCUUUACAGAGAAAAAGAGCUACUGUCAGCCCUUCUGAGAAGCGGAAAUUAUUGGAAUCUCUUGAUCUUAAGUGCAAGAUAGCUGAUUUGGGUAAUGCUUGUGAGAUCACGAAGCAAUACACAAGUCAUAUUCAAACACUCAAUUACAGGUGUCCAGAGACACUUCUGCAUUCUCCAUACUCUACUCCAGCUGAUAUAUGGUCUGUUGCAUGCAUUGCCUUUGAACUUGCCACAGGUGCUUUCUUGUUUAAUCCUCAGGGGAAGAAUAGUGAAGACAUUGUUGUAGAUCACUUGGGGUUAAUGAUGGAGCUCCUUGGUGUGAUACCCAAGGAAAUUGCUCUGGGUGGCAAGCUUUAUGCCAAAUUUUUCGACGAGAAUGGUAAUCUAAAAGGGUACAGGAGGCUACAAUGUCGACCAUUGAUCAAUGUGCUCCAAGAGAGUUUUGGGUUUUCCGCAAAGGAUGCAGAUGAUUUUAACGAUUUUCUUCUUCUUCUCUUGGAUUUUGAACCGAAAGAUCGACCCACUGCAAUGCAAGCUAUUCUUCACCCCUGGCUUACUGGUGGGCCUCCCCUUCUUCAACCAUCAUCAUCCCAAGAAAAUGAAGAAAUUAUUCCACAAGACAAUACAACAGUUUAAUCAGUAAGAAUGUAAGAGCAUAAAAGAAAAUGUUGUCAUUUAAUGUCAAUCUGUCAAAGAGAUCUUUAGUUAUAUGAGUCUGGAUAAAUCAAGAAAUGUUGUAAGAAUUUGUGAAGCAAGAAGCCAACUAUGGUCUAUGGGAGCAUUGUUAAAUAUUGCCAUGGAUGUAUGGAGUCUCCUGUUACAAUUUUUUUGUAUAUCAUUAUUUUCCAUAUGAUUUAUGAUAUUGACAGUUAAAG